CCAACCAUCGGCCACUCACUAAAUUGGGGUCCGUUGGACCUCGCAAAUUGUCAUUGCUACCAUCGAGCACACAUUCCGUGGGAAUGCAAAUUGCCAUCGAGCUCACAAUCCAUCACUUCUUCUCUUGGGUCAUCUGAAUCGAAUCAGCAAUGGUUGCCAUCCCCGUCUUGUUUGCCUGUAUCUUUGUUACUGUGAUUCUUGUGGCUCUAGUCUGCAUCUGUCGGGCCAAGGCGUACGAGAACAAGGGAAACAAAGAGGCAGAGGAAGACGGCCUUCGCCGGGUCUAUGCUGGACGAGAUUGGUGCGGUAGCAGACGUGAUUUGGAGGCCGAUGACGGCAGUGAUGAAGAUGAGAAAGUGAAGCCAGAAGAAGAGAAAGGAUCCAAUUGAGCUUUGCUGGGAACUGACCGAUGAAGGCGGCAAUCGUGGAUAUCCUUCUACACAUCACACAUCAGCCGCCGAUAAUGGCCCGUCGUUAUCCCCGAAAGGCACUGUGCAUGGGGACGGUCCAAGAAAGCCAUUUCAUCGUGGUCGAAGGUACCAGUUCGCAAAUCUGAAACUUGGGAUGGGAGGGAGCAAGUAUUGCUUCGCGCAGACACACGAUACCAGUACGCAAGAAUAGGCUACAAAUCGCCAACUUCCUCCUCAGUUGCAAUGUACCGAAUUCUCAUGAGAUACUAGCUAGAAAUCCUGCAUCAGUAUCUUUAGGACGAUAGAAAUAAUCAACAGUUGCCGCUCUCGUUCGCCAGCACAUUUACCAAUUCAGUUAGGUGGCAACAAGACUCUCGUGUUAGAGCUGGCAGAGUGCUGGACACAGAUCAGUGGAUUCAAUCGUAGAAAAUAGUACACAAAGCUGAGGGCAUUGUAAUGGUCGUUUUCCCUUUCCCUCCCAACAGCCACCAAUUUGUCCAACCAUUCCUCGUCUGACACAAAGUUUCCC
This is a messenger RNA of Seminavis robusta, 939 nucleotides long. NCBI's taxonomy places the organism in Eukaryota, Bacillariophyta, Bacillariophyceae, Naviculales, Naviculaceae. The record is from the annotation of a GenBank genome assembly.